AUGGCGCAGCCGUCGAGCCCCGAAGCUCCGCGGCAUCCAUCGAGUCAGGCGGACUUGCUGGAGUUCCCGCGGAGGCGGUUGGUGCAGCGUCCGACGGUCACCGCCAACCUCAGCAGCACUCUGGACUUGGGCGCCGCAUCACCUGCCCGGCGGGUCAUCCGAGAGGCGGCCCAUGUCCUGACCAAGGAUCAUCAGUCUGAUUUUGGAUACCCUCAGCCUUCGCCGAGGCAUGCGCACCCUGGCAACAGCCCGUCCUAUCAAACUGAGGUCACCAGGAGAAGCGGCUGCACCUUGACAAGUCCUCGAAAGCAAAGAUCUUUCGAGGAGGAGCUGCAGGAAGCGAGUGCCUGGACUCCAUCCACGGCCACCCCGAGCCAGUCGAACCCAGCCAGCGCGUGGUCGCCCAUACGCUUCGGCUCGCCCUCGCCGCGGCCGAUCGCCGUCAGCUCCCCCGGCUCGCCGGUGCGGCGCCGCAUGGCGGAGCUGGAUUUGCUCAUCGCGGAGGCCGAGAGCCAAGUUCAGAGCCUGGAGCUCUGGUGGCGCUCGAUACGCACACCGGAGGACAAGGAGCUGCCGUCCCACCGCAUCAACUUAGAGAAGCUGGUCCAAAGCGCGGUGGCGGCCCUGCAGCCGGCAGUGGGCCGGGCCAGAGCUCUGGAGCAGGACGCGCAGGUGCGAGCGCCGCUCGCCCAGCGCCGCGCCAGCCUGGCGGAGCUGGAUUUGAGGUUGGAGCGCAUCGUGUCGGAUCUCAGCUGCGAGGCGCUGUCCCCGAAGCACGGACGCAUGGGCGGCGUUGCCGCCUCUUUCUGCGCGAGUGAGGCAUCUCCAAAAGCGCCUUCCGUUUCGCAAGAGAUGGUACAGGAGAUCGAGGACGCCGAGCUGCGGGCCGAGGCAAGGCCUGGUGAAGACAUGCCGCGAGUGCCAAGCGAUGAGGCAGUCAAGACUCUGCAGGAGGCACUGGCGGCAGAGAGGAGUGCCAGGCUGCAGCUGGAGGCCACUGUCAAAGAGCUCAUUGCGAAGUUGGAGUCUGCGGAGCGAAAUGAGCAGGAGGCACCUGCACCUCUUGCGGCUGAACCUCCCAAUGCAGCGCCUUCGACAGCAGCGCCUACUGCGGCUGAACCUUCCAAUGCGACGCCUGCCAAUGCGGUUGCACAUGAUGUGUCACCUGCGGAUGCCGAGCCCUCCGCAAUGGCCUCCACGGCGGCUCCCUAUGCGCCCGAUUCGAGCGUCCCUCCGGUCCAAGAAGGGACACGUGAGAGCCCAGUUUGA
Effrenium voratum is the source of this 1269-nucleotide messenger RNA. The record is from the annotation of a GenBank genome assembly. NCBI's taxonomy places the organism in Eukaryota, Dinophyceae, Suessiales, Symbiodiniaceae.